AUGCCGUCAAAACGUGCAGCAGACAAUCUCUCCCAGGAGAAUGAUAUGAGUGAUAACAUAUCGUUGACGUCUACGGUAGAAAGUGAUGAAGACCAAGAAUUCGAAGUGGAAGACAUUCUCGCAGAACGGAAUUCCAUCGGCGACAAUGGUAGAGUCAUAGCUCAGUACCUGGUGAGCUGGACUGGCUAUGAAGCCCAUAGGCAUAGCUGGGAGCCAGCAGCAUCAUUCAACUCAGGCGAGACUCUACGCAACUGGAAAGCCAAAAAGCGGCAGAUAAAGGCAGGCAAUAGACAGCCAUUCGAUAUUAAGCAAUGGGAAAAACAUUGCAGAGCUGUUGAAAAGCAGACUCAAGCGCGAAAAGAAAGGAGAAGGAAUUUGCGGGUCCUCAAAGCACAACAGGAAGCCCAACCAGAUAUCGAGCAGCAAGCAAGUUCGUCUGUGCCCCAGAUCAACCAGCGACGUCUAUCUAUCGACUCAGUCUCCUCUGAAAUGUUUGUUCCUAUCGCUACGCCUCCGCCGAAGGGCCCUGGCGCUGCCCCGGCUCCUGCUCCAGCGCCCGCACCUGUUCCAGUCCAAGCUCCUCAGGCUCCUCCUCAGGCCCCAACACCGGCAUCUGUCCCGGCUCCAGCUCCAGCUCCUGCACAGGCCCCAGUCCAGGCUCUUGCGCGAGCUCCUGCAGCAUCUGCCCGGGCUCCAGCCAAGGCUCCUACUCAGGCUUCUACGCCAGCUCCUACGCCAACAUCUGCCCCGGUUCCUGCACCGGUAUCUGUCUCGGCUCCAGCUUCGGCUCCCCCACAGGCCCCAGUCCAGGCUCCUGCACCAGCUCCUGCACCAGCUCCUGCCCGGGCUCCUACUCAGGAUUCUACCCCAGCUACUGCGCCAACAUCUGCCCGGGCCCCUGCACCGGCAUCUGUCCCGGCUCCAGCUCCAGCUCCUGCACAGGCCCCAGUCCAGGCUCUUGCGCCAGCUCCUGCAGCAUCUGCCCGGGCUCCAGCCAAGGCUCCUACUCAGGAUUCUACACCAGCUCCUACGCCAACAUCUGCCCGGGCUCCUGCACCGAUAUUCGUCUCGGCUCCAGCUCCAGCUUCCGCACAGGCCCCAAUCCAGGAUCUUGCGCCAGCUUCUGCGAGGACCCCUGCUCGGGCUCCUACUCAGGAUUCUACGCCAGCUCCUGCGCCAGUAUCUGCCCGGGCUCCUACUCGGGCUCCUGUACCAGCUCCUGUCUCGGCUUCUACUCCAGCUCCCGCAAAGGCCCCUGCGUCAGCUCUUGCGCUAACAUCUGCACGGGCUCCUGCACCGGUCUCUGCCUCGGCUCCUGCUCCAGCUCCCGCACCAGCUCCCGCCCCAUCAUUCCAACAGCCAAGACCCAGCAGCGGAUGGACUGCGGUCAAUGUGCGGCCAUAUCCACGCAUAUCAGGGCCUACACUUGCCCGAGUUGCAACAGAUAGCUCCCUCGGUCACAAAACCACACAAGAUCUGCCGCCAGCUGAGCCCAAGCAUCCACUGAAAGCAAAGUCGGCAGCGUCAAAAACGAAUAAGGCAACACUACCAAAGAAGAGCGCGCCUAUCAGGACACCAGCAUUGCCUGGGUUUGGUGUUUUUCGAAGCAGUCUUCAGGGCAAGCAGAGCGGAAAGGAAGCACCUCUUACAUCUGCCAUUGAUGUUAGGAAACCUUCUGAUUACGCAGCGAGGACAAUGAUGGGUGAUAACACCCCUGCCAUGCUGCUACCAGCGAGCCUUACAUCCGGUGAAGCUCAGAAUAGUACCAAUAAGCCCCAAACUGAUCCGGAUGGUCUAUCAGAGCCUUUUCCAGGUAAAACAGCCAACAUGCCAAAUCAACAGUUAGCAGAACAAAGUGUUUCAACGCCAACUCCCGCGCCCAUCAUGCCUGUGCCAGAACCACGCCUUCCGAGUCCUUCUGCCGUCAAUUCGACUUCACUGCCAGCUAACGCUCAAUCCGAAUCAAACAAUGACAAGCAUCACAGCCCGCCUAGCCCACAUAGCCCAACACGCUCUAGGGAGGUCGUUCUUCGCAGAUCCCCACAGACAAUUGUUCUGCCGAGCACUGAGCCUCUAAGUUCAGAUCUUAGUGCUCUCAAACCUCCGUUGAACGCGGCCGAUGAUCUUGCGACAAAUGGAACCCCCCUAGAUAGCCCCAAUAGCGCUCGGCAAUUCGGCCCUUUCUCCCUUGUGUCCCCUGCGCCGCCUGGCGAGUUUCCCGGUUCGUCAGAGCCUGCGCAAAGACCCCCCAUCGCCCAACAGUCUUCACAUCAUGAGCGCCCAGGAUCGCCUAAUCGGUCUCGCAGUCGACGGCGACACUCGUCUCCAUUGGAUCAACACUGCUCGCAGUGGGCUCCCCCACCAAGACGGUCGCCUUCUCCACCAAGAAAGCGACACUCUCCAAGACAAUGGUCUCCUCCCAGGAGAUGGUCUCCACCCAGACGAUGGCAUUCUCCACCAAGACAAUGGCCUUCUCCACCAAGAAGGCGGACACCUCCCUCGAGACGGUCGUCUCCCCCCCAUCACUCGCUCCAGCGUCACAGAUCUCAGUCGCCUCGUCGCUCGCCUCUGCGUCGCAGAUCCCGAUCUCCCCAUGUGCCAACCCAGCCCCAUCGAACUGGAGAGAUUGAUAGCUACAGACCUGGUAUGCAUUGUUCACCAGACCGUUCAGUGUCUGCCAACGUCAGAAGCGAGUCACGUGCAAAUAAACAAGUUGUUGUCCCCGUAUCGUUUAGAGCUACAACGUCAUUGAAGCCUGAAUACCCGGCGGAUCUAGUGGAGGCUCGCACUGCUGCUCUUGUAGCGCGAAUGCCUGUUCGUGAACCCGAGGGGCCUGUGUACAAAAUGGGGAAAUACUGGUGGGACAAUAGCCGAAAUGAGAUUCUUUUACAUGUGCAUCAUGGACCCGAAAAGAAAGAAAUUGGCCCUCUCAGACUCUGCGGUCUAUCCCCCAAGGUGAAGAAAGAUCUGCUUUUUGGUGGAAAACAAGUGGGGGUUGCCAGGUUUGACGCCUGGUUCAAAGAUGUGUGUACCUUGGAGGAGUUCAAUAAGCUACGUGACCCUAAUGCUGAUAACAUCGUCUGCACUGGAUGGCUUGAAGGAUUUGCGGACAACAACUCCGACCUAUUCCACAUGGCGGAACAUCUGCGAAAUGAAGACAAGAUUGCAAUCUACUAUCCCAACAAUCAAGCAAAUGGGCCAAAUUAUGCACUGGUGGGGUGGUCUCAUGGGUCUCCAACCUUCCAGUUCCCAGCCAAGUCCAAGGCAAGUCUGCCACUCGACGUGGAAAUUCCUUUACUUGUUGCAGUGCAUACUCAACUUCGACCUAAUCAUGUGUUGGGGCCCAAACAUACUUCUAGGUCCAGACAAUCCUCUGUCUCAUCUUCAGUAUCCUUUCUACCAGUGUCAACUCGAGUUGCUGAUCCUGCCACCCCGGCCAGCCCCGGAAUGCAACUUCAACCGCCUGCAUCAGCUGAUGUAGAGCUGGAGGCAAAAUCACAACUUGAGAGUUUUAUGGCUGAACGCAAAAUAAAGGCCGAAGAAUUGGCCACGAUCGAAGAUGGUGUGAAAUUUUCGAAGGCGAACUACUUCUAUUUGCACUUCCCCUCCGAUGACGACGAAGCGCAGAUGGAUCUCAACCUCCUGAAGCCAUACUUAAUUAUUCAUGGGAUGACUGUCCUCACGAAUCUUGACCCAGAUGGCUGGUCUAAAUUCUGCGAAAACAGCAAGAUGGGCGUGGUUAUAUUCCAUGAAUCGUUCAGCAGAUACGAGAGCAUGCAGCCUCCUCUGAGCCGCGCACUCCGUAGCGCUGGGUUCAACUUCUGGGUGAUUCGUGUUAAAAACCCGCUCCAAACGAUGGAUGACCGAUAUUGUUUGCCCGAUGAUCAUUGCACUCGUAUCUUGCUCAAGGAUGUCGUGAUACUUCUGACCGAGGACAUGCUUGGGGACCUGAAAGGCACCGCCAUCCUGCUUCAGUGGAUUCGCAACAAGGAAAAAUUGAAGGCACACUCAGUCGCCCAUCAUAUCAUGCUCCAUCCGGGCGUGAUGGAGUGGAUAGAGAGGAGAUUGGACGACGAUCGCUUUUUGAAGGACCAUGCACUGCUUGGGCUUGUCCAAACCCUGAUAUGGAAGCUGAAUGUUUCCGAUCUUCGCCAUGAAAUUUUCAGAGAGUCCAGUCUCGACCCCGAGCUCUCAAACACCGUCAUGUCCCACCCGGUCCACAGCUAUGAUCGCACAGGGUCCAAUGAACCAAAGAGCAAAGAAAGAGCUAUAAGUGAUGCCGAUAAUCUCAUCGAGUUCUUUGCAGGUUGGGCACUCCUCAAUAUGCAACGCUUCAAGUACUUCUUUGCUGUGACAUCCACGGGGAUGACCCCAGAGUCUGAGCGCUGGAUGUCAUGGGGCCACAUUAGUGUUACCCGCGGUGGAUACGAAUCCUUCUUCCAAGGCUUUAAGGUGAAACAAUCUGAUCUCGACAAUAUAUGGUCCCGUCUCUCUGCGGAUUACAGACCACGCACGUCAAACCCGAGCCAGCCGUCUCUGCCUAUUUCCGGUACCUCUACACCACGGACACCUGUACAGCCACAAGGAGCGUCACUUGGCCGUGCCAGGCCUGUUUCGCAGGGUACUCGGGACGGUCAGGAUAAGCUUGAAUAUCCGGCUCCUUACCAAUGA
Molecule: messenger RNA, 4671 nt
Organism: Penicillium olsonii
Lineage: Eukaryota; Fungi; Ascomycota; Eurotiomycetes; Eurotiales; Aspergillaceae
Source: the annotation of a GenBank genome assembly